ACAAAUGGAGUGAAAGAGAGAGAGACAGAGAGACACAGAGAGAGAGCUGUUGAAUGGAGACGGUCCUUAGAGUUUAUAACGGGACCCAGUGUCCGGUGCAGGUCGUGCAGAUCGCGCGCAUUAGACACGCGUGAGAACCUGCGUCUCGACAACCUCAUGAGGCUCGUGAUCGGGGCUGUUUGUCGUCAGUGAAGCACGAGCGCAUUGGCUAUUGUUGCUGUUUUAAGACUUUAAUACCAGUGCAGUUCUCGGUGCAGGUUUGGAUCAUCUAUCGGAUCACGAGGAGUUCGUGGCGAGCUGCGAGACUUCAUCAUGCGCGCCACAUUUAUUAUCUGAGUUACUGCGCGCGGAGUUGGUGUGCCUACUCUUUGCUGCACGCGGAACUCUUCCGCGUUUCGUGCAAUAAAGACUUUUAAGGACUCUGGUGUGGAUGCACGCGCGCACGCAUGCAUGAUGCAUCCAGCAAACAGCAGCUGCAUCACCGAGAGCGGUGACGGGACGCGCGGGGAGCCCGAGUCAAAGGAUGGGGCGUCGGAGUCACUGGAGCACGCUUCCGGUAAGCGCGAGCCUCCUUCCGCGGUGGAACCGGGAUGCCAGCUCGGGCACGCGGAGGAGGAGCAGGUGCGCGGGAAUGACGCCGCGAGCCCAUCGCAGUUCGUGCCGCCAGAGGGAGGUUACGGCUGGCUCGUGGCGUUCGCCGCUACCUGGUGCAACGGCUCGAUCUUUGGCAUCCAGAACUCGUUCGGGAUUCUGCACGUGAUGCUCGCGCAGGAGUACGAGGACCCCGACGACCAGGCGUCCCAGUUUAAAGUAGCAUGGGUCGGUGCCUUGGCUAUGGGGAUGAUCUUCUUCUGCUCUCCUGUGGUCAGCAUGUUCACCGAUCACUUUGGCUGCAGGAAGACGGCAGUGGGCGGAGCCUUUGUUGCCUUCCUUGGACUCCUCAGCAGCUCAUUUGCCACGACACUGGGACUUCGUUAUUUCACUUAUGGCAUGCUGUUUGGCUGUGGCUCGUCUUUCGCCUUCCAGCCAUCACUGGUCAUUUUAGGGCACUAUUUUCGUCGCCGUCUAGGUCUGGCGAACGGUGUGGUGACGGCAGCAAGCAGCCUCUUCACCAUAGCACUACCCGUGCUACUCAAGAAGGUCGUAGGUCCUCUGGGCCUCUCCAGAACCUUCCAGAUCCUCAGCCUUUUCAUGCUGGUCCAGUCGUUCCUGGCGCUCUCCUUCCGGCCACUGAUUCCCUCAGCAGGAGCAGGGAUGGGCUCUGUGGAGCCUGCUGGAGAUCAGGGAUCUAUAGCAGGAACUCGUUGGAGGAGGGGUGUGAUGAAAGUGAGGAAGUAUUUCAACGCCCGUGUGUUCAGAGUGGCCACAUACCGAGUGUGGGCUUUUGGAGUGGCCACAGCUGUUCUGGGAUACAUGGUGCCCUACAUUCACCUGAUGAACUUUGUGAAGGAGGAGUUUGGGGAGACACAGAAGGAGUGGGUGCUGUUGGUGUGUAUUGGGGCAUCCUCCGGAGCAGGACGUCUGCUUUUUGGCAAAGUGGGAGACCUCAUUGCUGGAGUCAAGAAAAUAUACUUGCAGGUGGCCUCGUUCAUGACUCUGGGCCUAAUGUCCAUGAUGAUCCCGCAGUGUCGUGUAUUUGAGGGCCUGAUGGUGGUUUGCGUGUUCAUGGGACUGUGUGACGGUUGCUUCAUCACCAUAAUGGCCCCUAUUGCUUUUGAGUUGGUAGGGCCCAUGCGGGCCUCGCAAGCCAUUGGUUACCUGCUGGGCCUCAUGGCUAUUCCAAUGACAGCAGGUCCACCAAUCGCAGGCCUUCUUCAUGAUCACUUUGGGAAUUACCACGUGGCAUUUUACCUGGCUGGUGUUCCCCCUCUGGUCGGGGGCAUAGUCCUGUUCUUCGUGCCCUUGGUGUUCAGGCGUGUUCAUAGGAAACACAGCGACACAUGUGACCCGAGCACACACAGCAUGCUGAAGAGCUGCACCAACGGAGACGUGCUGCCCGGAUACACUGACACUGAAACACAAGAAGCGCCACGCUAAGGAAUUCACUUCACCAGAAGAGUGUGUGUGUGUGUGUGUGUGUGUGUGUGUGCGUGCGCGCGUGUGUGAUCUCCGUCCCCGGAUCAAAAUCAGCCCAAGCUCAUCACCUCAGUGCUUUCACUUAUAUAGAAAAGACCUGCGAGUCGAUACUUCACUCUCUUGGACUCGACAGUCCCCGGUCCCUCUGCUUGCUGUGGGAUUGUGACAGUCUCUUGUCAGAACUUGUCCCUGAUUGUUUCUCCGAAAGAAAAUCUGAACGAUGUGCUUCGUGCAGCCGAAGCCAGAAGGAACGCUGACUCACACAUAAGAACAGCGAGUACUGGUCAGUAGGAAAUGCAGUUGCCUUUGAAUUGGAGUAAAAGGAAAAAUCCUUUACAUUUUUAUCCAACGUAUCCACAUUGUGUGCUUUAGGUUUUUAACCAGUGUGUCCACAGUACAGUUUAACAGAAGAGGUUUUCCUUCUCUCUUUUUAUAUAUAUAUUUUAAGGAAUAAUGGUUUUUCCUACUCUGGCUUUUCUCUAAAUCUUUCUGGUUUUCAUGCAGACUUCCAUAACGUCUAAUGUGGGUUCUGCUCAAAGCCAUUGUUGUAAUCAGUGUUAUAAUUGAUGCACAGUUGUAGUGCAUUGUAGGUAUUCCUCACUUGUUAAUCAAAUGUUUAAAAAUAUCAACUUUUGUUUCUGAAACUUUUUUUAGUAGAAAUGCUAGCUAGAUGUGACAGCUAUUAUUAGGACCUUUUAUAAUACUACAAAAUCUCAAACCCAACACUUACAAAACAUUUACGAGCCUAGCCAACUUCACUAGUGUUAAAUAGAAACUUUAAAUAUGUAUAUAUAUGGGGUACACAUGAGUGACGGGUUUGGUUGACUUUUUGGCGAAUUCUUUGGUGAAUUUUCCAAAUGUAUGUUUUGCGUUUUUCUUUUCUUUACCUUUCUCUGAGGUUCACAGAAAAUGCAGAUAGGAACUAAGUAGAUAUUUAAGAAGAUAUUCAGACUACACUGUCUAUAUGAUUAUGUGUGGCAAAUAUCUCAAACCAAUCAUUUGGAAUUUCUGGUUUUCCAUUGCCAGAACUAGUUUGCCUUCACACUUGACAUGUUGCAUCAUGUGUUGCAUCAAGCAUCGCAUCAAGACCUCAUUCAGUUCUAUUUUAGCCAGCGUUUCAAUCCAGAGGUGCGUUAAAGUUGUGUCAAGCUCAAGCUUUUGCAUUGUGUGGCCAUUGUUUUACGCUUCCUUAGCAUCGUGAGGUCUGCUUCUUUUGUUUUUUUGAACACUUUAAAUAUAGUCCAUUGUAUUAGUGUCAUUUGUGGCAAAAAUAUUUAAGUAGCUAUGUACAGUGAGGGAAAAAAGUAUUUGAUCCCCUGCUGAUUUUGUACGUUUGCCCACUGACAAAGAAAUGAUCAGUCUAUAAUUUUAAUGGUAGAUUUAUUUGAACAGUGAGAGACAGAAUAACAACAAGAAAAUCCAGAAAAACGCAUGUCAAAAAUGUUAUAAAUUGAUUUGCAUUUUAAUGAGGAAAUAAGUAUUUGACCCCUUUGCAAAACAUGACUUAGUACUUGGUGGCAAAACCCUUGUUGGCAAUCACAGAGGUCAGACGUUUCUUGUAGUUGGCCACCAGGUUUGUACACAUCUCAGGAGGGAUUUUGUCCCACUCCUCUUUGCAGAUCUUCUCAAAGUCAUUCAGGUUUCGAGGCUGAUGUUUGGCAACUCGAACCUUCAGCUCCCUCCACAGAUUUUCUAUGGGAUUAAGGUCUGGAGACUGGCUAGGCCACUCCAGGACCUUAAUGUGCUUCUUCUUGAGCCACUCCUUUGUUGCCUUGGCCGUGGGUUUUGGGUCAUUGUCAUGCUGGAAUACCCAUCCACGACCCAUUUUCAAUGCCCUGGCUGAGGGAAGGAGGUUCUCACCCAAGAUUUGACAGUACAUGGCCCCGUCCAUCGUCCCUUUGAUGCGGUGAAGUUGUCCUGUCCCCUUAGCAGAAAAACACCCCCAAAGCAUAAUGUUUCCACCUCCAUGUUUGACAGUUGGGAAUGGUGUUCUUGGGGUCAUAGGCAGCUUUCCUCCUCCUCCAAACAUGGCGAGUUGAGCUGAUGACAAAGAGCUCCAUUUUGGUCUCAUCUGACCACAACACUUUCACCCAGUUGUCCUCUGAAUCAUUCAGAUGUUCAUUGGCAAACUUCAGACGGGCAUGUAUAUGUGCUUUCUUGAGCAGGGGGAUCUUGCGGGCGCUGCAGGAUUUCAGUCCUUCACGGCGUAGUGUGUUACCAAUUGUUUUCUUGGUGACUGUGGUCCCAGCUGCCUUGAGAUCAUUGACAAGAUCCUCCCGUGUAGUUCUGGGCUGAUUCCUCACUGUUCUCAUGAUCAUUGCAACUCCAUGAGGUGAGAUCUUGCAUGGAGCCCCAGGCCGAGGGAGAUCGACAGUUCUUUUGUGUUUCUUCCAUUUGCGAAUAAUUGCACCAACUGUUGUCACCUUCUCACCAAACUGCUUGGCAAUGGUCUUGUAGCCCAUUCCAGACUUGUGUAGGUCUACAAAUCUUGUCCCUGACAUCCUUGGAGAGCUCUUUGGUCUUGGCCAUAGUGGAGAGUUUGGAAUCUGAUUGAUUGAUUGCUUCUGUGGACAGGUGUCUUUUAUACAGGUAACAAAUUGAGAUUAGGAGCACUCCCUUUAAGAGUGUGCUCCUAAUCUCAGCUCGUUACCUGUAUAAAAGACACCUGGGAGCCAGAAAUCUUUCUGAUUGAGAGGGGGUCAAAUACUUAUUAAAAUGCAAGUAUUAAAAUACUUAUCCCUCAUUAAAAUGCAAAUCAAUUUAUAACAUUUUUGACAUGCGUUUUUCUGGAUUUUCUUGUUGUUAUUCUGUCUCUCACUGUUCAAAUAAAUCUACCAUUAAAAUUAUAGAAUGAUCAUUUCUUUGUCAGUGGGCAAACGUACAAAAUCAGCAGGGGAUCAAAUACUUUUUUCCCUCACUGUAUCUACAGCAGUGAUGUUUAGAGCAGAUUUCCUCAUUUUGUUAUUAUCUGAUAUUGUAUGAUCCUGUAUAGCAAUCAUACAAACUGAACGACAUCUGUACAGGAAUAUAAGUGUUUUUACUCAGCUGAGGUGUGGAUUGAGUGAGGUCCUGAUGAGCCGCUUACGCCGUGUGAGUUCGGAAUAAAACAAAUCCGAACCAUUGAGCUGCCAUAUGAAGGGAAUUUUCACCUGUCACUUGCUAGUGUGAACGCAGGAUUAGAAAGGUGUGAACUGUGUGAUUUUCUGCAGACCUCACAGUUUUAUUCUAUGCAGCAACAAAUCACAAAACAGUGCCAAUAUUUUACCUAUUUUUAGAGCCAGUUAAUCAACACUUGGUGCCAGUAUGCUAUGCUAUCAUGCUAUGCUAUCAUAGCCUGCUAACUUGCAUUCCUCAAGGCUGUCUACAUAGCCUGUAACAUUCAUAGGGAAAAUAUCAUUAUAUUCUCAUGAAGCAUGCUUUUUUUUUAAAAGAUUGAUUUUGUUAUUGGUUAUUUUAUUAGUAUUUAGUGACUUGUUUAUUUUCUUGCUUGCAGAAGUAUUGCAGAAGGAAUGUAGUUAGGAUUUCCUAAUGGAUAAAAAUAGAUACGUUAUGUUGUAGAUCUUCGGGGGGGGGGUUGUAGAAGAACAAUGAGUUUUGCAAAGACCAUCCAAGUGUGUGUGUAUGUGUGUGUGUGUGUGUGUGCGUGUGAGAGAGAGAGAGAGAGCUGAUGAAUUAUGUAGUUAUUUUAUUUUUCUGAACAGUUUAUCAGUAAUUAUAAUAUUUCAGUAAUUAUUUUUGGUGCCUUCAUAUAUUUUGGCUUUCAUGUCAUUUCGGCCAGUCACACUGCGAUUGGCUCAUCUAAUUGGCUUAUUGGCUAAUCUUUCUUCCUAUGGGUCUCCAGGUUAGACACUGCUACGGAGACACAUUUCCUCUGGCAGAUAAGAGGCAUUUUCAUUGGCCAGUGCAAACAGGAGCAGUUAAUAUAAUUGGUUGUUUCUCUCAUACCCUUUACCUUAUUGGUUGCUGGUCGCUGUGUUGUCACUAUGGAGACACUACCGGGCCUUAGUUUGGUUUGUUUGUAGGAUUCAAAACAAACAUAAUCAAACCCAAUAAUGCCUCACUAGCUUUAUCUUCAGGUUUAACUAGAAAACUGCUGUUGAUCACUCACAGACCCACAUACAUCUGGAAAUUUUGAAAUAUGAUCUGGUGAAAGUUUAAAGUAGGAAUGCACCAACCAUAGGUUAUUAUACAGAUACUGUAUACAUUAACUAAAAGGUCAGUCCUGUGUUCCAAAAGCAUUAUGUACCCAGGGCUCCACUGUUGCUAACAAAAGACACUCACAGCAUUAGUAGAAAGUUAUUAGCAAAGUAUCAUGUUAAGGAAACUUAGAACUUAAAUAAAUAGAGAUAAAUAGGGACACUGUAAUUCCCUGCAAUCUCUAUGUUUAAAUCACAGGCAGUAUGUAACUGUCUUUUUAAGACUGUUUGUGUUGGGUCAUUGCUAUGGAUUAGUUAUUGGAGCAAAAUUUUAUAUCAUUACAGUGUUUAGUCCAAUAUCAGCUAAUAGAAAUACUCAUCCUUAGUACAGCCCUAUAUUAAAGACGUCCAAUGCGAACUACUGUUACACUACACUGUUAUAUUUUUAAAAAUUAUUAAGCACGAUUAGAAACCAGGCAUGUGCUGAUAAUAUGUAAGUGUUUUAUUCGUCUUACACCACAACAAUUUGCCAAUACUAACAAUUGGUUUUUUGGGUGUUUUUUUUUUUUUUUCUUUUAAAUAAGAGUGUCUAUUAGAGGCCUUAGCAUUCAGGCAGGCUUCAAAUAUCCCUGAUGUGUGAGACAAUGAGGGAAAACUGCACCAUCAACUCCCCCACAGUUCUACGUGGACGUUAGAUUAAAGGGGAGAGCGAGGCAUCGUUCAGUUGUGAGGUUUUUUUUUUUUUUUUGGCUGUGCAGAUGGAUUUUGUACAAUCCUUUACAACAGAACUAGCCUCAGCUGGUUAGAGUGCAGCUACAGGUAGCGAAGACUUUUGGAUUUGCAAGGAUUACACCUAAAAUUAUCUUAGAGGAAUAUUACUUCAGCCCAUACGAUGGCAGACGGACAGAGACAAUUGUUUAUUUUUUAAAAGAAAAGUGCGACUUACAUCUUCUUCAUUUAUAGUUACAUUUUGCAUGUUGUGUAAGGUCAGUGAAACAAGUUGACAGAUACUAGCGAUAAACAGCCAUCUCAUUACCAGACUCCCUUUUUUUUAAAACUUAUGCAUCUUCUCAUAUUAGAGAGAAAGUGCAGAGCCUUCUGUCUUAAAGACUUGUUGGAAAAGUUACAGCUUUACCUCGGACUGUUACAAAAGCGCUUACACUGGAGACUCCUUCCAAACUGCUAAAUAAGCUCCUCCUUACAGAAAACUUCACCUUAUCAACAGUUACAUGUUUUAAAAUCCAUUUAUGUGAAGCGUCUAUCAUACAAGUCCAUUUUGCAAAUUGUUACAAUAGAAACAAUGUUUUAGACGUAUUAACACAUUUGUAUAAAGCUUAGAUUUUUAGAUUAGAAGUCAGCAUUACAUGCGUCCCUCUGAGCAGACUACGUCGGCUUAAAUUGUGUCUCUGGGCCUUAAAGGGAACGCGACAAUAGCGCUGAUUAAAAUGCUGCCCAAUGAGAACAGGUACAAGUAAACGUGCAGUCGUUUUUUUAACCGCAAAAUUGUGAUAUCGGAAACAAUAUUGGAAAACAGUUACAAUUUAUAUUGUGAUCAUUUUAUAUCGGCCAUGCCUGGUAGGAACAAGCCACACGUACCUCAAAAAUCUACCUGUUAAUGAUGCACACGGUUAAUUUUACAACUGUAAUUAAUUGCAGCGUGAGCCUCAGUGCUAAUGCUCUUCAAUUCAAGCAUCUCUCUUUCUUUCUUUCUCUUUCUCUCUGUCUCUCUCUCAUCUUUUUUGUAUUGCUCUCAGAGCUAAUUAAUGGACAGCCCUUGGUUUUUUGUUUUUUAAACCACUAACUGCCUUUUCAGAGUCAGAGCCUUUUGUAGUGCUGGUUUUGUGUGUGUGUGUGUGUGUGUGUGUGUGUGUGUGUGUGUGUGUGUGUGUGUGUGUCCCACUUUGUAGUAUCUCCAGACCUCAGGGAUUUCAUGUCCAAACCUCAUCACAUUAGUUGUGAGACUUUUCUCCUGCAUGUGUUAUGGUACAGCAGAUGUGUAAAGACAAAGCUAAAUGGAAAAAAUGUAAUGUCCAAAAAUGUCCCUAAUCAUUCCCUCAGUUUCCCUAGCGCAAAUGUAGUCAAUCAAUCAAGACGUGGUCGGUGUCUGGCAUUUUUUUUCUUAGUUUCGCUCCGGAGGUAUUCCUUUAACCAAGAGAUCUGCAAGAUGUAAUAAAAUAACGAAGGUAAACAUUUCUCUUUUUAUGAAAAUAGGGAAAGGACAAAUCAGACUUUUAAAAUACUUUUAAACAUACAGAUUUUUAAAUACUUCUGCCAUAGAAUUGGUUCAGCAUUUUACCAUUUUUGCAUUUUAUAUGUAGAGUCUAUUUAAAUGUGUGGUGGUCUGGCAAAAACCCUUCAGAUGCCAAUGUGGAUGACAUAAUAUAGAAAGUGGGUUUGUGAAUAAAAUCGGGUUUUUCUAUGCAUCACUUUGGGGCCUCAAUUUUGACAAAUCCUAAAUAUAUUAAGAUUUAAUCAAAUUUAGAAAACUUUUUAUUAACUUUCUAAACUUGCCUAGCAAAGAUAACAUUAGGUAGACAAGGAGUUAGAUGAACAAACACAACUAUAAAAUGGUUCUAGGCUAUGAAUUAAGGCAGGUAUAAUAGACAUAAUUAUUGUGAUUUAUUGUCAUUGAUCUAUGAUUUAUUAUUGUUAUAUCUUAAUGACUGCAUAUUAAAUUAAAUGCUAGACAAUCAGUGUGCUGAUGUUUUUCACUGGACUCAAUGAAAUCUGUAAAUGCUGGUUUGCGUACUUUUUUUACAUUUACAUUUAUUCAUUUAGCAGACGCUUUUAUCCAAAGCGACUUACAAAUGAGAAAAUACAAGCAAAAUUUUCUCUCUGCUUUUGGAGACAACCUUUAAAACUAGAAAUACUAGAGAAACAUAUUUCAGUUCAGGAAUCCCUGUACUAUUUCAGAACUAUACAUAGUAGAAAAUAUCUACAUUUUGCCAUGUGAAGGGUUUUCCCAGGCCACACAGUUCAACUUUGUAAAUUUAACAUAACUUUUAACUUUCUAUUUUUGUGAUUGUAGUUUGGUGUUUGUGAUUAUUCAAAAUACGUUAAUACAGUAUUGCUAUCAUGGAUGCUUUUAAGUGUACCAAGCACCUUACCAUUUACGUUUUAGGUAGUGUCUGUUUAUCUCAAGAUUACAUUGGACAUUUAUCUUACUUUGGACUAACAUAGGACAUUCAUUCUGUUGACCUGAUGCCACUUCCAUGAAAAUUUGAACAGUUUUGUGGACAGAAUACUUACUCUUUUUUCCAGUGUUUUUAAACAGUUAUGAUCUGACUAUUUUAAAUACGUUGUGUAAUCUUAAUUCGCAUCCUUUGUUCAGUAUUCUCCUGGCUUUGUUAAAAAAAAUUGUACAUCAUAAGAAUCUAAUGUUACCUCAGUUACCUCAUGUUUCUGCAUUUUUGCCUUCCUGCUUCUGACCAAUCAGUUCCAAGCUUUACAAAUAUGCAGAUUUCUUCUAAUCUUCUUCUAGUGGCCGAGUACUAAAAUUGCUGAGCUUUUUUAUUUUGUAAAGUAAAACAAAGCAUGCUGCAUUGUAACUCUUUGUAAAUAGCUCAUAAAAGCUGAGUAUUGAUUCGCCAGUAAAGUUGAGCACAAAUUUUCUGCCUGCUUUAAAAAGGCCCAGAUAUUGAAUGAUUGAAUGAUUUACAUUUACACUGAUUCAGUUAACCUCAUAGUAGCAUUGUACUGUUUUUUUGUUGUUGUUGUUGUUGUUGUUGUUGUUGUUGGGGUUUUUUUUUUAAAGUGCAGUGCACAUGUAUAUAAAUGAUCAUUUUUUUUCUUGUAAUUUUGUGUGUUUAUAUAUUAUUUGGUGAGACUUUACAUUAUAGUUCAGUUCCAUUGACUGCAUUAUUUAACAAACCCUGAACUUCAGCAAUAAUACAGCACAAGUAUUAUUAACAAAGUAGGUAAACAUGUGUAUUAAUUUGUUUGUUUACUUUAAACAGACUUUUGUUUAAAAAAAAAUCACUGGAAUUAUGCAUUGAUUUUUCCUGUUGCUUGGCAUACAUUUGUGGGGAAAAAGCCAUCUUAACAAACAUUGUGAUAAAAUUUAGUUUUUGAUACAAAUUCUUUCUGCUUGCUUUUAUUAUUAUUUUUCAACAGUGUUGGCAGCUCUGUAUUAAGAUGUUGGUUUAUGUCUGUAUUUGUUACCUUAAUUUUAUUUACUGAUGGCGUGAACAUUGGUUAAUGUAGGUGUUGAUUAGUUGACUUAUUUGGUUUUUGCUUUGAUAAUGUUAUUGAAGGUGUAUUAAUGCUGACGUUCAGGGUUUGGUUCAUGUCAGUUAAGGAAAUCUUAAUAUAAAGCAUCAUCAUGUAUUUUAAUCACUUUGCAAUCAUUAUGCAAUAUAGCUACAACACAAUGACUUUGCUUCUUUAAUGAAAAUGAAAUAAUGAUCACACUUUUCAUAGCACUUAGCUGGGGUAGGAUAAUAAAUCACUGUCAUGCUGUAUCGUGUUGAUCAUGGAAAUACCUAUGGGUGUGUCCUUGAGCCUGUAUGGAAAUGAGAGUGAAAUAUCUUUGAAUUCAUAAAUGGGCUUAAGGACACUCCCAACUGUUUCACUCAAAGAUGCACCCAUCAUACUGGGAAUUUAUUGCAUUGUUCCACCCUGGCACCUGAGUUUAUAGAUGUUUCUGUUUAACCUUUAAACUUUUAUAGGAAGUAUUAUUUUGGCACCUUGUGCUUCUGCUUUGUGUUUAGGGCAACAUUUUAUAUGAACUGUCAUGGAGUUUUCCCUGUAUAAAUAAACUUUAUAUAUACAUGCAACAAAUCUAUGGAUAUAUUAAAACCCUUAUGUCUGGAGAUACAACUUCAGAAGCCUAUUAAUGAACAAGAAAAAAUAUUGUAAACAUAUAACACAAAAUUUCUGAUAAUUGUUUAAGCACCAGGGAGACUCAAAUAAAUCUACACAAGUUAUUUACAGCUGUGUACUGCUUUCAUUAAAAUGUUGUCUUGUUUAACUUUCGAUGUUUAAUAUCACCUUAAUUAUUUUUACUUAUUUUUUCUUUUAUGUGUAAACAACAGUGAGUUAAAAGGACUAAAGUUAUGCUGCUAGCUUUAUAAAUGUAAUUUAGUUUUCAUGUGAAUAAUAGUUUUCAUCUGUAGUGGACCUAAUUGUUUUUUUGUUUUUGUUUUUAAAUUUGAUAUUAAACAUGCAAUAAACUCCACAGGACUGU
This is a messenger RNA of Ictalurus punctatus (channel catfish), 11397 nucleotides long. It is a transcript of the gene slc16a2, whose product is annotated as solute carrier family 16 member 2. NCBI's taxonomy places the organism in Eukaryota, Metazoa, Chordata, Actinopteri, Siluriformes, Ictaluridae. Gene Ontology annotation, molecular function: thyroid hormone transmembrane transporter activity; monocarboxylic acid transmembrane transporter activity. Gene Ontology annotation, biological process: transmembrane transport. The record is from RefSeq and is a predicted model, not a curated record. The coding region runs from base 451 to 2037 and encodes 528 amino acids. The transcript has 8 exons.